CCGGAACCGGAAAUACUAUUAAGCAACAACUGCAGCGCAAAACAUAACUUGUUAUGCUCACAUCUCUAAAAAUCAAGCAACAGUAAUUACAUGACUUUAUUUAGUGAGGGAAACUAUUGUAGUUUAUUUGUACUUUGAGUUUUUCUUGCCAAGUACUUACCCAAUGCGAAGCGAAAGUUGUUUAUAUUCCCCUUUAGCUUAGCUGCUACGUUGUUGACGCCUGGCUCAGUGAAGAGUUCGAAACUGCAAUUGUAAGAGCAAAAAUGGCGGAUCCCGCACGGAUUAAACCUGAGAGAAUAAUUGAAAGUGCAGCGGAUGAACAAGACGAGCAGUUUGCUGCUGACGUGCCUGAGGAUGUAAGGUUGCCAGGUCCGGAAAAGCCUAAAGUCGAACCGAAAGAGGAGCAGUCUUCUCAAGACCAACACAAACAGGAGGAUAAGUCUGAAAUGGCAGCUGCAACAGAGGAUGAAGACGAAGGAACUUCGGGGCAGCCUUCAUCGAAUAGACUGAAGGUGGAGCCAGAGAAGAAAAAGGAGAAGCGGCAAAAGGUUGAUGAGGAUGAAAUACAAAAGAUGCAGGUGUUGGUGUCAUCCUUCUCUGAAGAUCAACUGAAUCGCUAUGAGAUGUACAGGCGCUCUGCCUUCCCCAAGGCUGCCAUCAAGAGGCUGAUCCAGUCUAUAACAGGAUCGUCAGUGUCCCAGAAUGUGGUGAUUGCAAUGUCUGGUAUCUCGAAAGUUUUUGCCGGGGAGAUAGUUGAGGAAGCGUUGGAUGUUUGUGAGAAGUGGGGCGACACACCACCACUUCAGCCCAAACACAUGAGGGAGGCUGUGAGGAGGCUGAAGAGUCGCCAUCAAAUUCCCAACACCAAGUACAAGAACAUUCUGUUCCACUGAGGACUCAGCCGAGAAACAAUAUUGACUAUAUUGGUGCUAAUACGAUGCUCCAUAUAGUCUACGAGAUGUCCCAUCAACAUUCAGUCUAAUUAUAAACAUGUUAACCACCUGGUAACCAGAUAUAAAUCUGUACAGGUAAAGAAACUUUGAUCGACACAUGAUAAAUGACUUUGAAAUGGUGGCAGCACCUGCCUUUCAUACCACAUUAUCGAUGUAAAUGCUUGAUGCAACAUUCAGUUUAAUGAUGGACUAUUGUUGUAAAUACAUUAUAUUUUUAUGUAAA
Molecule: messenger RNA, 1176 nt
Organism: Nerophis ophidion (straightnose pipefish)
Lineage: Eukaryota; Metazoa; Chordata; Actinopteri; Syngnathiformes; Syngnathidae
Gene: taf11
Product: TAF11 RNA polymerase II, TATA box binding protein (TBP)-associated factor
Exons: 6
Coding region: 264-893 (209 amino acids)
Biological process (GO): RNA polymerase II preinitiation complex assembly; transcription initiation at RNA polymerase II promoter
Cellular component (GO): transcription factor TFIID complex; nucleus
Molecular function (GO): protein heterodimerization activity; transcription coactivator activity
Source: RefSeq, a predicted model, not a curated record